CAGUGCGCAGUUUUGCUUCGGCGCUUUAAGGUAACCCAUGGAUCUCAUAACAAUUAAGAAAGAACAGCAACUGCUGCAACAACAGCAGCAGCAGCAGCGUCGACGGCAAUCGUUACUGACCAAAUGUGUCCAGGAGGAAUACCUGAUUCAUCAGGUUAAACUUCAUCCGGUUCUAUACGACAAAUCCCUAAAAGCCUAUCGGAAGCCAGGUGCAACGGACAAUGCAUGGAUGAACAUUGCCGAUACGCUCGGUGUGAAAGUUGAAGAUUGCAAAAAACGAUGGAAAAGCUUGAGGGACACCUUCAUCAAAUACUUUCGCCAGGAGAUACUGGCCUCCACAAUGCCGGGCAUGAAGCGGAAGAAGUGGGUUUACUACGAACAGAUGAACUUUCUGCGAAAUCAUGUUGAGCUCUAUGGAAUUUCGGAAACGGACUCUGCCAGUGACAAGGAGACGCUGGUUUCAGAGGCUAGUGGAGCCAUUCACUUUCCAGAUUACGUUACGACAGACCAGACAGAAUAUCUCACGUGUGAAGAAGGUGUGGAAGAGCAGUUCGACGACAACAAUACCGAGUACAUCUACGAGGAAGUUGAGGAAGGAUCGACAACAACGUACUCAAUCGCUGCUGCGAAACAAGAAGUGGUCAAUAUAACAGAAGUUGAUCAAACUACUACUGGCUCUAUGAUUCAAGACGAUCACGCGCUGGAACUGACUCAGGAGGAAGAGGAGGAGGUGGUGGAGGAGGAAGAGGUUGUUGGUAAUACCAUUACUGUUCCGCUGGUUGAGCCUAGUGAGAAAGUGGUGGACUCUAGUCAAGUGGUCUCCAUUACCGAUCCCGACGAGCGGUUUCUGCUCAGCUGUGCGCCGGUAUUGAAAAGGCUGUCGACACAGAAGAACGCUCUUUUGAAACUGAGGAUUCAGCAAUUGCUUUACGAGGUUGAGUUUGGUGAUAGCGAGAGAAGUGAAGAUGUAAAAAGGAUCCGGAUGGGAUGAGUUAGGCUAGUGAAGC
Molecule: messenger RNA, 1007 nt
Organism: Ochlerotatus camptorhynchus
Lineage: Eukaryota; Metazoa; Arthropoda; Insecta; Diptera; Culicidae
Product: transcription factor Adf-1-like
Exons: 4
Coding region: 38-991 (317 amino acids)
Biological process (GO): regulation of transcription by RNA polymerase II
Cellular component (GO): nucleus; transcription regulator complex
Molecular function (GO): DNA binding
Source: RefSeq, a predicted model, not a curated record